Molecule: messenger RNA, 940 nt
Organism: Leguminivora glycinivorella
Lineage: Eukaryota; Metazoa; Arthropoda; Insecta; Lepidoptera; Tortricidae
Product: homeobox protein DLX-5-like
Exons: 3
Coding region: 80-814 (244 amino acids)
Biological process (GO): regulation of DNA-templated transcription
Molecular function (GO): DNA binding; DNA-binding transcription factor activity, RNA polymerase II-specific
Source: RefSeq, a predicted model, not a curated record
UACCACUAAAGUUAUUCACGAGAAGUCCGCCGAAACAAAAACUUAUCUAGGAUCAAUUUAAAUCGAAAUCCGUUUAAAAAUGUUUCAAGACCUAGUGAUGGACGGAUUAACUCCACUAUGUAACACGAAUGAGAUUAAAAACUGGGACAACAGACCUUUCAAUGGGAUGUGGCCUGAAAGUCAACGUAGCUGCGUCCGAGGUUCUGAAGUCAAAAGAACAAUCAGAAAGAAACCCAAGCGAGUUCGCACAGCCUACUCAACCGACCAGCUUCGAGCGCUGGAGAAGAUAUAUUCCACCACCAAAUACAUCGACGCCAAGAAGCGCAGGGAACUCGCAAGCACCCUCAACAUUGAAGACAAGGCGCUCAAAAUAUGGUUCCAGAACCGAAGAAUGAAGGAAAAGAGGGAAUCAUCAGAAUCUAGCUGCGACACCUCAUCUGAAAAUGUAAGCUGUCAGUCUCCGAACUCUCCAGUUCAAGCCAAUGAGUGCUUGGAGCAAAAUGUCAAUACUAACAUUCCCUACCAAAACGGAGUCUCUUACGAACCUGAUCAGUACCAGUUUCCUGCUUUCUAUUACCAAGAUAGCACAGCUGAAUAUUAUCAAAAUGGAUACAAUGGAUAUGGAUAUGAGCCACAGUCUCCCAGUUUCGGUGUUGAUACUUGUGUUUAUCCGACUCAGUAUUACUCUGUAUACAACCAGUAUAACAAUGAAGAAUUCAACGCUUACGAAUAUAACCAAGCUCAAAAUGCUGAGAUGGACAAUUGGUUAGCCAAGUCUUAUGAUUUUAACUGCUAUAACUUGCAACAAGCUUAACUUGUUUUAACUACAAAAGUAGAAGUAGUAAGUCCUACCAGUGAUUUUUUUUUACUUUACGUGUACAUUUUAUAAAUAUUUGCGUUACCAUUUGUUUAUCGUCACGAUUCAUUUUGGUGAAUUAUU